GAUGGCGGAGAGUGCGGAACUGAAGCUCUGGACACAGCAAAUUAUUACCCUGCACACCGCUUUCCAGUCUGACAGGAAUCUGCUGGGUGACUGCAGCAAAUGGUGAUGAGCCUGCGGGUGUCGGAGCUGCAGGUGCUGUUGGGCUACGCUGGGCGCAACAAGCACGGACGCAAGCACGAGCUGCUGACCAAGGCGCUGCAUCUGCUGAAAGCUGGCUGCAGCCCCGCCGUGCACAUGAAGAUCAAAGAGCUCUACCGAAGACGUUUCCCAGCCAAAAUGGUCUCCCACUCAGAGCUGGCCCUGCCUGGACCGCAUCACCCGGCCACAGCUGGAGUGGUUGGAGGAGGGGGUGCAGCAUUGCCUGCUGGCCUGACGCAGCUGGCUUAUGAGGGUCACGCCGGUCACGGUGGAGCCCCAUCGCCUGCUGCGUUACUGCCCCUCUCGCUACUCGGUCCUGGGAAACACGAGCUGACUGGACUGACGCACCACCUGCCCACCUCAGCAACGCUGCAUCCGGUCCACCCAGAUGUUAAGCUCCAGAGGCUGCCCUUCUACGACAUGCUGGACGAACUCAUCAAGCCGACUAGUCUAGCGUCAGACAACAGCCAGCGGUUUCAGGAGACAUGUUUUGCCUUUGCGUUAACGCCGCAGCAAGUUCAGCAGAUCAGCAGCUCAAUGGACAUCUCGGGGACCAAAUGUGACUUCUCAGUUCAAGUUCAGUUGCGGUUUUGCCUGUCGGAGACGAGCUGUCCUCAGGAAGACCAUUUCCCCCCCAAUCUGUGUGUGAAAGUAAACGGGAAGCCAUGCAACCUGCCGGGUUAUCUUCCUCCAACCAAAAACGGCGUCGAGCCCAAGCGGCCCAGCCGCCCCAUCAACAUUACCUCACUGGUUAGAUUGUCCACCACAGUCCCCAACACCAUCGUAGUGUCGUGGACCGCUGAGAUUGGAAGGAGUUACUCGAUGGCGGUGUACUUAGUGAAGCAGCAGUCGUCCACAGUGCUGCUACAGAGACUGCGAGCUAAAGGCAUCAGAAACCCAGACCACUCCAGAGCACUCAUAAAAGAGAAGCUAACAGCCGACCCAGACAGUGAAAUAGCCACAACCAGCCUUCGAGUGUCGCUCCUCUGCCCGCUGGGGAAGAUGCGGCUGAUGAUCCCGUGCCGGGCGCUGACAUGUUCCCACCUGCAGUGUUUUGACGCCACACUUUACAUCCAGAUGAACGAGAAGAAGCCCACCUGGGUGUGUCCUGGCUGCGACAAGAAGGCGCCGUAUGAGCACCUCAUCAUUGACGGGCUUUUUGUGGAGAUCCUCAACAGCUGCAUGGACUGUGAUGAGAUCCAGUUUAAGGAGGAUGGCAGCUGGGCCCCCAUGAGGUCUAAGAAGGAAGUGCAGGAGGUCUCCUCUGCUUCCUAUAACAACGGGGUGGAUGGCUCAUGCCGGACGUCCGCGGGCUCAGAUCAGCGGAGCUCCUCGUCGUCCAGCCACGGAGGCGGCGACAGCAGCAACGGCAAGAAAGUGGAAGUGAUCGACUUGACACUGGACAGCUCCUCGGAUGACGAGGGACAGGAUUCGCCGCCUCCGCCGCCUCCUACGCUGCCUCCUCCAGUCAAAAGAGCGUGCCCCUCCAUGUCCCCAACCUCGCCACCUGUCAUCAACAAAGGCGUGUUGAACCUGCACCAUCAGGCCUCCCCUGUGAGCCGUACCCCAAGUAUGCCAGGGAUAGACACCAGCUACAUCCCUCCUGUCCCCCCGCUUAUCCAGGACUACAGGCCCUACUACCACACCCCCAACGACCUUUCAGAACUGAAUUUCUUCUCUUUUCUUCAGGGGGACAAUCAUCCGCAUUACAACAUGGUUAUGGCAGCAGCGGCUGCUGCCUCGGCCUCAGACGACCACGAGCUGCUUCUCAACCGCUUCAUGCCCUACAGCACCUCUUCCUCUGCCUCCCACCUGUUCCUCGACCAAUCGGGAGCCUCCUCGGCGGCUUCGCUGACAGCGCCGACCAACGGGGCGAGCAAUUCGGGCAGCACCAGCAGCCUGGUCUCAUCCAGCAGCCUCCGUGACACUCACUCAACACACUCAUCUUCACACUCGAGCUCACACUCCUCACACGCACAUCCCGGGGUGGUGGCCGGUCGCAGCAGCGCCGAAGCAGCGGUGGCGGCUAUUUACGGCGGGAUACCUGAUGUUAUAUCGUUGGACUGACCCGAGAUGAGUGGGGACGACACUGUGGGCACAGCUGAAGUCCAGUAACAAACCCAAUCACAAACUAACUGCAGGGGUGAAGUUUUAAAACUCGACUGGCCCCAAGUCAUCAAACUCUGAACGUUCGUGGAGUCAUAAUGACGAGUCGGCCUCAAGAAGAGCACUAAUAAUAUGAGCGGGGCAACUGACCCGAGUACAGUCCUGAGUCAUCACAUAAAAGGUGUGGACAUUGUGUUGGUGUACUGACUUCAGAUCAGAAACCUGUCCAGCAUGGGAACCCACAUUACUGCUAUACUGGUACCAACCUGGCACAAAGAGCAAAGAUGCUACCUGAGCAAAAACACAAAGGAGGAAAAAGCUCUUUUUUAUAAAAACAAGGAGUGGCACCAUGUACAGAGAACAAAAUCUAUUUUCCUCUUUUACUUUUGUAUGUUAAAUUGGGACAAUUCCAGUCUAGUGAGCUGCUUCAGUCGCUGUUUGUAAGUGGAAGACUGAGUUGGGGUUUUUGUUUAUUUGUUCUCACACACACACACACACACACGCGCGCGAGCUCAUUCGUAUGCCUGUUGCCAUGUGGUUUCCUCUUUUUUAGCUGUAUGCUGUUAAAAAUGUUAAAUUUGCAUUUCUCCAGUCUUCGGUUCUCUCCGCCGUUCUCGUUUUCUCUUGUUCAGAUUCAUGGCAUUUUAUUUCUCUCGCUGAUGACAGGAGCUUUUUCAGACCUUGGAUUUAUAGUUUAUUCAUGUGCUAAUAAUUUUAUUAUGCUUUUAAGUUAUGUAUGAUAUUUAAGCCUUUAUAAAUAUAAAUAUAUAUAAAUAUAUAUAUAAAAAUAUAUAUGCAUUCCCUUUGACCUUCAGGUUGAUGCUGUGGGGAGUGUGGAAAUUAGCCAUUUCCAUUUUUUCAUUUUCUCUCCUCGAUUUCCGCCUCCUCUUAGAGACUCUGCCUGCAUACAGCAUUUAGAAAUUCAUCUGUUUAUACCUGCAAGUUUAGAGUUUUUCGCUGGAACUAUUUCAUUUGUUUUCUCAUUUGCACAAUGCCAAAAAAAAAAAAAACAUACGGUACCUGAAUAUGAUCGAAAUAAUCAGAGUGUAGUUUGAUCUGUGUGUCACAGUGUUUCCGGUCCGCUGUCCUCGCUUUCAGUCGGUAGCCAUUCAGCCACUCAAUCUCUGUCCCUUUGUGUCUCGUCUUCUCUGGUGACGGUGAAGGUCAAACCGUUGUUGUAGCAGUGUCGGGCCUUUUAAAGACACAGGCGUCCAUACCAAGUGACCAAGCUUAAAGUAGCGCCCGUUUCUUUGCGGUGCGUUUCAAAAUUAAUGUCUUAAAUGGUUACCCACAGUCCCCGCCCCCACGCCUUUUUAAAGCAUCUUCUGAACAUCGGAUCUGUGACUGAUAUUGUCUCAGGAGUUUUCUUUGGGAAAAGCAGAGAAUAGUGUAAGCAGGCUGUUGAGUGACACAGCUGAAGAAGGCAAUCUCAGCUUGCCCUUUUUUUUAGACCGGGCACAGAGCCAGAUGAUUCAAAAAUACAUGGCCUGCCUGCCCGCGUCUGAAAAAGAAAAACAAACCUCCGGGAUAUUCAGUGUGUGAUGUGGAAGUGUCAGGGCAACGUAGAGGUUUCAGGAUCCCUGCAUGGUGUCAAUAUUCAGCUUAAAAAAAACUAAAGGCUUGCCGAUUUAAGACUGGACACAGUUUGCUUCCCUCAGGAUAUUAGAAGAACCAUGUUGCAGAGAUCCUCUGUAAUCUGGUCACAUUACUGGUGACACAGUUAAUCUGGUGCCAGUGCAGCCCCCACCCCCCCACCCCCCCCACCUCCCCUCUAUGUCCUUGAAACUUUCCCAGAGUCCCCAGUUAUCCAUCUCUCUUAGAUGUUCUUCUUCCAGAGGUCGGAGACGGGCAGCUUCCAUCAGAGCCUAAUUACCCCCACCACCAUGGGAUAAUCACUCCUGACAGCAAAACCCAUCACAUCGGAUCCUCCACCCUGUCCCUCGACUGUAGACUGAGCACGCACGCACACACACACACCAGCCUUCCCUCUCUCGCCCUCUCUUUCUCUUGGCAUUUGUAAAUCUAUUCCCUGAUCUUCUCACGGGAACCGACCCCACCUCUCAGACUGACUCAGUCAUUUGCCGGAACAAGUCUCGUGUAUGUCGUGUUAUGUUGUGCAGUAUUUUAUUUAUUUUGUAUUCUUAUUUCUGUAUAUUAUAUUUUUACAUAAUGUUUGAUUUCCGUGGCCGAGCGUGAGUCUCUUUCGACCGAGAGCUGUUGUGAUUGAUUUUAUUUAAUAUGCGUUUUUACUUUCUUUGCCAGCAGCGCAACUUCUCUGAAAGGUAUUGUGUAGUUACUCAUCGUGGAAAUGCGCGCGCGUGUGUGUUCUUGGUAGCUGACUUGGAUAACAUUUAUGAUGAGGGCACAAAACACACGCUUAAUUAUUAUGCGCAUGAUUGAUGAUUGAACCUGUUUUGAGUUCCUGCUGCUUACUAUUAAGAAAUGACCAAGUCACUGUGAGCAAUCGUGUGUAGCCAACACAUGAUGGAUCAUCAGUGAAGAGUUUAAUUAAGAGUUACUUUAUAGAAAUGCUGCUGAUUCUUUCAGGAAUAUAAAAGUGUCUUUAUUGAACUGGUGGUCACAUACAGACUUCUCCACUGUGGAAAUAAAGCCUCUAAAUCCCUUCAAACUGACAAAUACUUCAGAAUAUCGGUCCACGUUCCCCGAACUGCCAUCUGCUGUUCUCAACAACAACAAAAGAUCUAGAAUUAAAAAAAAGGCUCGCUUGCAUCUGCGUAAAUGUAGCAUAGAGUUAGUUCAGACACUUCACAGAGUCAAGCUCAGGCACAACCCAGCAGAUCAGCUGAUCUCAAAGCCAGCCCCAAUCAGCUGAUGGCUCAGCAAAUCUUAUAUAGAGUGCACUGUUGUAGCGCCUACUAACAGUUGCAGCACAUCUGCAAGCCACUUUGCUACCCACCUUCAUCCAACUCCAUCUUCAACACAGUGCCUGACUUAAUCUCAUAUCUCCAGCUUUUUUUAUAUAUAAAAAUAAAAUAUUACCAAGGAAGGUCCCAGUACAGAGCCACCCCAGCAAUCAAUUAUAAAUGACUGCAGAUGGAAUUAAAAUAGUAUUUUGGGUUUAGUGGCCCUAAUUAGAAUAGCUGUUUGACUCCAGGUUUAAUAGCUUUGCAUUCUUGUUAGAGUUGCUGAUCAUGUUUCAGAGUUUAUAGUUUGCAAAAAAAAAGAUUUUAUUCUCUCUGACCAAAGAAAACGUGUAUCCAAAUGUGAUGAUUUUGAAUUCUCCUUGUACUUUUAAUGAGUAUAAUCCUCCAUCUCAAAACUUUCCCAGGGGGAGGGAGGAGGUGUCUGCACACUGCUUUUGCUCAAAGUAUUAAUUUAAUCCUUAAAACAUUUAUACAAAAGCAACAUUUUGAUGCGUAGGAUCGUCCUCAGGCAAAGGACACUGUAGACAUUUUCUAGAAGCUCGAAUCAAUACAAAUCUCUGUCACCUGGAACCAGACUAAAAAUAAAAUCUACAAAAAUAGAUUGGAAAAUUAAAAAAUGUAUGGUCACAUACAGAAGGCUGUCAUUAAAUCAGAUUUUCACUUCACGAAUGACUGUCAUGAACAUAAACAAAUGAUGAUAACGAUUUUAUUGUUAUGUGUGGAAAUCCAGGAGAAAGAGGCACUCUGUCAGUUUAAUCUGUAGAUUUGUUUGUGAGAGUCUGCAACCAGAACUGUAGAAGAGGAGGAACCACCUAAUUUAUAUUAUACAUCUUUUAUUAACAUGUCCAUGUUUAAUCUUUUUUUUUAACCUUGUCACAUAAGCAAAAAACUGCUUUCAUUUGGGUAGAUCGGUGAAUUUCACUCUAAUCUAGUUGCAGUGGGAGUUGUUGUCAACUGUUGGCGUUAAUUUGUCACUCAAACUCAGUGAGUUGAUCAUUUCUGAGCAACAGGAACUACUUAAGCCGGUGUGUUUGUGCCUUUAUUACAGGUCCCCUGGCUUGCUUUGCUGAUGAGGAGUUUGAUCCUUCACUUUUUCUUAUGUCAGUUUUAACAUUAAUCGCCAGUAUUUGGAUACUUGAUAAGAUGGUCACAGUAACUGAAUGAAUCUGAUCACCACGCUAAUUUAUUGAAACUUCUGUCCUCACGCUCGUCACGCGGCAGAUUACGAUGACGGCAUGAAGUGGGAGAGCAGACCGUGUUGAAUGUGUUUGUGUUGAAGUGCUCUACACGCAGGGGGGUCUAUACAGGGGGGUCCGAUCCUCCUCCCCACCGUCAGGUGUCCGCUGCUCCCUCCUGUGGUUUCAUUAGUGGGGAAAAGUUAACUUCAUGGUGAAGCAGUCUGUAUCAAGUUGGGUUUAUUUGCUAGAAGAUGUUAUACAGCAUACAGGGAUGGAUAAGCACAGGGCUGCAGUCAUCUCAGUCCCUUGUCAUCAUCACUCACACACAUGUGAACAGAGUAUAUAUGGAAUAAGGCCACUUUUAUCAGUAGUUACUCUUUAAGUGUGUUUUUUCGAAAACUCCACAGGCAACCUCGACGAGCAGCUCAACUCUUUGGUUGUCACGACCUUAAAUAAAAGGGAAGAAUCAGCGAUGUGUAUAUUAUGUCUGUAUGAAACCCUGAAAACGGAAAGAUCCAGAUCCAGACGUGGGUGUUUGAUGUCUGUUUGUAAGCUUUUGUGUGUCAGUUCAGAGCGAGAGAAUAAAAUAAUUUAUAUAUUUUUUAGAAAAUGGGAGCUGUACUAUUAUUUAAAAAGGAAAAAGAAAAAAAAAAUGACCGCGGCCAAUAAAGAGUUUCUCGCAAUGAAAACGAUAUCAGACUCAAGGCGACAUCUGCACUCACUGCCUUAAAACAUUCACAGGUUCAGUUUCAUUGCUCCGAUCUGGAAACAAAAACAACAGAGGAGGGAAAGGAGAACACGGUGUACAGUAGACCCAUGUCAGUUUGUACAAAUAUACCAAGUGGAAAAAAAAUAUUUAUUACCUGCAUUGGAAGAAAUUGUUUACUUAUUGAAUGUUACUUGUUUAUGUAGAAAAGUUUAGAUGUAAUAAAAUGCAUUCUGCUA
Archocentrus centrarchus (flier cichlid) is the source of this 7252-nucleotide messenger RNA. Its product is annotated as E3 SUMO-protein ligase PIAS1-like. The record is from RefSeq and is a predicted model, not a curated record. Gene Ontology annotation, molecular function: transcription coregulator activity; SUMO ligase activity; zinc ion binding. Gene Ontology annotation, biological process: regulation of transcription by RNA polymerase II; protein sumoylation. The transcript has 14 exons. Gene Ontology annotation, cellular component: chromatin. The coding region runs from base 100 to 2205 and encodes 701 amino acids. NCBI's taxonomy places the organism in Eukaryota, Metazoa, Chordata, Actinopteri, Cichliformes, Cichlidae.